UUGUAUUUGAUGCUUCAGCUAAAACCGAUAAAGGUAUCUCCUUGAAUGAAGUCUUACUAACAGGGCCUACUAUACAAGAUAAUCUUUUCACCAUUCUCUUACGUUUUCGCACUUUUGUCUAUGCUAUGACUUCUGAUAUCGCUCAAAUGUAUCGACAAAUUUGCAUACAUCCGGAUCAUCAUAAAUUUCAACGAAUCCUUUAUUAUCAUAAUGACAAAAUUAGUACCUUUGAACUUAAACGAGUUACAUUUGGGGUUUCUGCAGCUCCAUUUCUAGCUAUACGCACUGUAAAUCAACUUGCUGAUGACGAAUCUCAUAAUUUUCCUGUAGCUUCAAAAAUAUUAAAACGAGAUCUUUAUGUCGACAACUUAUUAACCGGAUCCAAUUCUUUGACCGAAAUUUUAAAUUUGCGUGACGAAAUCAUUCAACUAGUGCGAAAGGGUGGAUUUGAACUCAGACAAUGGGCUUCGAAUCACCGACACGCACUGGAUAAUUUCGAUCAAAGAACCUUAGAUUUAGAUUGUGCUAUUAAUGAUGAUCCUAUCUCUAAAACUUACAGUCAAAUCAAACGAUUCAUCACGAAAAAUAACUAAACGAACCAUUUUAUCUGACAUUGCAAAAAUUUUCGAUCCUAUCGGAAUUAUAGGUCCAAUUGUAUUAGCUGCAAAAACCAUCAUUCAAGAAUGUUGGAAAUUAAAAGUCCAUUGGGAUGAAACGGUCUCACAAGAAUUGCAUUUGCGCUGGUGUAAAUUUGCUGAACAAUUACCCCUAAUCAAAGACUUUUCUGUUGAACGAAAUAUUUUAAUUCCUGAUCCGACUGACAUACAAUUGCAUGGAUUUUGUGAUGCUAGUAGAGUAGGCUAUGGUGCUUGCAUUUAUAUAAGAUCAGUGAAUAAACAUGGAGACGUAAUCGUGAAAUUAGUUUGUUCCAAAUCUCGAGUUGCUCCCAUUAAAGAUGUUACAAUUCCAAAAUUAGAGUUAUGUGGAGCAUUAUUACUUGCUAAAUUAUAUAAAGACACAAUUCCUUCAUUUAACGUUGACAUAUCUAAAAUCACAUUUUGGUCUGAUUCAACUAUUGUACUUCAAUGGCUCAAACGAUCUCCCAGCACUCUCAAGGUCUUUGAAGCGAAUCGCGUUACACAAAUUCAAACCCUUUGCAGUAAAAUUGAAUGGCGACAUGUCAGAACCAAGGAUAACCCGGCAGAUUGCUUAUCUAGAGGUCAACUUCCUUCUGAAUUUCUAAAUAACAAAAUGUGGUUGAUAGGUCCUACGUGGCUAUCACAGGAUCCUCUCAAUUGGCCUAACUUAAAGCCGGCAGUUCUUUCUGAACUUCCUGGUGUUCGAAAAAUUACUUGUUUACUAGCUUCCACUGACAAUUUGUUUAAACGGUUUUCAUCAUAUUCUAAACUUAUAAAUUCUUUUUCCUAUUGUUUACGAAUGUUAAAAGAUAAUCCAUUCAAACACAAACCUUUAAACGUAGAAGAAAAAUUAUUAACUGAAAUUAAAAUCUUAACUCUGAUUCAAAACGAACAAUAUCAUGAUGAAAUCAAACAAAUUAAAGAAACCGGAGAGACUAAAAAUCUACGAUUACGAUGCCUUAAUCCAUUUAUUGAUUCAAACGGAUUAUUGAGAGUGGGAGGCCGUUUGAAACAUGCUCCUAUAUCCUUUUCGAAAAAACAUCCUAUUUUAUUACCUUCACGUCAUUAUGUUACUGAUCUAAUUAUUAGAGAAACUCAUGAAAGUUUGUAUCAUUCGGGUAUACAAAGUACACUUUCAAAUCUUAGACAUAAGUUUUGGCUGCUAGAUGGCAAAAAUCAAGUACGUAAAAUCAUUAGACAUUGCGUUAAAUGCAUUCGAUAUCAACCAAUUCUCUUACAAAGUAAAAUGGCCGAUUUGCCUAGUUCUAGAGUCUCGGAAUCUCCGCCAUUUUCUCACGUAGGAAUUGAUUAUUUUGGACCUCUCUUUAUCAAGGAACGUAAAUUUCGAAACAGAGCUAAAGUCAAGGUCUACGGAUGUGUUUUUGUUUGCAUGGCUACUAAGGCUGUACAUUUAGAAAUCGUAAGUGACUUAACUACCGAGGGUUCCUUAGGAGCUUUCGGACGUUUUAUUGGUAGAAGAGGGGUUCCAUCUCAUGUAUAUUCUGAUAAUGGUACCAAUUUUGUGGGUGCAAAUAAUCAAUUAAUAGAACUUUACCAACUAUUCAACUCUAAGUCCCAUCAGGACAUUGUUAACAACUAUGCAAUAAAGAAAAACAUUGUCUGGAAAUUCAAUCCACCUUUAUCUCCUCAUUUCGGGGGUAUCUGGGAGGCGGCAGUCAAGUCAUUUAAACACCAUUUUAAACGAGUAGUGAAAGAACAACUUUUAACAUUUGAAGAAUUAAAUUCUCUGGCUAUACUAAUUGAAUCUAUAUUAAAUUCUCGUCCUUUAUGUUCAUUGUCAAGUGAUCCUAAUGAUCCUAUUGCUUUAACUCCUGCACACAUUUUAAUAGGUCGUCCUCUCACUAUGCUACCUGAAAAUGAUUUUUCUGACGUUCCAGAUAAUAGACUAAGCUCAUGGCAAUUUACUGUCAAGGCGCGACAAGAUUUCUGGAAACGCUGGUAUUUGGAAUACCUUCAUGAGUUGCAGACCAGGCAAAAAUGGGACUCCAAUCGAGGGGAUAUUAAAGUCAAUCAAAUUGUCUUACUGAUGGACAAAAACCAACCCUGUAUGCGGUGGCAGCUGGGAGUAGUGAUCGAGAUUCAUCCAGGAGAGGAUAACAUAACACGAGUGGCUUCAAUUCGAACAGCUCAAGGCAUAUAUAAACGGAAUAUUACUCUGUUAUGUCCAUUACCAAUCAAUUCUUAA
Messenger RNA from Cotesia glomerata, 2844 nucleotides. RefSeq lists its product as uncharacterized. Gene Ontology annotation, biological process: DNA integration. The record is from RefSeq and is a predicted model, not a curated record. Gene Ontology annotation, molecular function: nucleic acid binding. The transcript is spliced from 2 exons. The coding region runs from base 532 to 2844 and encodes 770 amino acids. NCBI's taxonomy places the organism in Eukaryota, Metazoa, Arthropoda, Insecta, Hymenoptera, Braconidae.